Colletotrichum navitas is the source of this 770-nucleotide messenger RNA. RefSeq lists its product as uncharacterized. The transcript has 6 exons. The record is from RefSeq and is a predicted model, not a curated record. NCBI's taxonomy places the organism in Eukaryota, Fungi, Ascomycota, Sordariomycetes, Glomerellales, Glomerellaceae. Bases 1 to 654 code for a protein of 217 amino acids.
AUGGGUGGGGGGGCCAUAACCGCGCCUGCUGUCGCCGGCGUCAUCGCUGUUUGGCUAUCACAAGAUGAGCACAAAGCCCGCCUUCAGGUCCCGGGCCAGGUUGCUGCGAAUGUCAAGAAGAUGGUGCAGGAUCUGGCGUACCCCAGAUUCCAAGGCGGGCCGGCUGUGAUCUGGAACGGCAUUGACCCCCGUGGACUUGCCUGCUCGGCCAACGCCAAUGUCAAGCGCCAGGCCCAGGCCAUUGCCUCUUCCCUGCCAUCGGCCACGACUGCCACACCCGCACCCACCUCAGCCCCUCCACCGACUGUCUCGGCGCCGAGCACAGCGAAACCACCUCUGCCUCCCAAGCCUCAAUGGAGUGAAAAUCCGGCAGGCUUCACGAAAGCGUUUGAGAAAGAUGGUGUGGCUAGCGCGUAUUAUGAUGCCACUUCUGACAGCGCAAGUGAGGGCGUCACGGACAAUAUUGAACAAUGGUGCCUCGCCAAGUGCACAGGGUCCUGCGUCUCGUUGUUUUUGUACAGGGAGUUGCAACUCAUUAAUGACCAAUACAACAUUUACUUCAUCUGCAACCAGUACAACCAGAAGUGGUCAGACAACUUUGUCCAGAACGGUGUCAGCUCAGCGGAUUCCGCAGUUGUGUUUACUAAAUCAUGAUUGGCAAACGAUGCACAUGUUGAGUAAGGUGGUCUGAUAGUCAUGAUGGAGCCAUCUGUAUUAUUAUGUUGAAUGACGAAUUCUCUUGUUUAUCCGUUUAGUGAUACAUUCCCGCC